AUGAGAACCCAACGUGCGCACCUCAUGGAUAUCUCCAACAACGACGCCGCGAGCUCUUCUAUCGCGUUAGGAAGCCGGCGCAGGUCGGGACGCGCCGUCAAGGUCCCCGAAAAGUUUGUCCCCAAUUUACCCUCGUCGCAAUCCGCAUCUGCAAACGCGAAGAGAAAGAGAGAGGAGGAGGAGGAAGAGGAGGAGGAUGGAGAGGGAGAUGGAGAGGUAGACGCGUCGGACAUAGACGAAUCGGAGGAAGACAGCCCCGACGAGGUGGAGAGCGCUGCAGAGGAGGAAUUACGAGAUACUCGGAAGAGGGCAAAGAAGCCCAAGGCCAAAUCUAGAAAGCCAGCUGCGAAGAAGCCAAAAGUCAACGGCUAUGCGCUUCGCGAAGACCCUCUCGCAGUCAAGCUCCCUGCCCGUCCGAAGAAGUCCGCCGCUAAGCGCGUUGCGAUCGCGGAUGAAGAUGCAGAGGGGCUAUACGCGGAUGUCUUCACAAGCGGUGAUGCUACAGAGAAUGUUGUAACGCGAUGGCUGGCCAACUACGACGCGGACAACCUUGACGCCCUGGCCGACCUGGUCAAUAUGGUCUUGCGAAGCGCUGGUUGUGCAGUAGAAAUCUCAAGCGAUGACAUUGGCGACGAUGACAAUGUGGCAGGCAAGCUAGAGGAUAUUCAAGUAGAACACCAAGCUAACAAUAUCACUACUUAUCCACUCACAUCAAAGGCAAGAAGUGGCAUUGUAUUCCGAGAGCGCCUAAUCGACUUCUUCGACAAGCUGGUUGAAACGAUGCAUUUUACUGGAAUUCUAUACCGCGAGAAACCUCUGAUCGAGAAUAUCGACAUGUGGAUUUCCAGCCUUUCUUCAUCGGCACUUAGACCAUUCCGGCAUACCGCCACCCUUGUCGCUCUUACGAUGGUCACUGCUAUGUGUAGAAUAGCGGAUGGUGAAUCUACAAUUGCAGCACAAGUUCAACGUCAGCUCGAAACUGAGAGCAAAAAGAAGGGAGCAAACAAGGCCAGACUCGCCGACUUUCAGCGAAGAGUGCAGACCAACAGGGACAACAAGGAAUUCGUCGAGCUCCGCAUAUCGAGGCUUUUUGACUCAGUUUACACCCACAGAUAUCGUGAUGUGGACCCGAACAUUCGGAUUGAAUGUGCCGAGGCAAUGGGGACAUGGAUGCUUACACUCUCCAGCGUCUUCUUUGACGGCGCAUACUUGCGUUAUAUGGGCUGGACGCUCUCUGAUACUUCCGCAGCCAUGCGACUGGAAGUAGUUAAGCAGCUUCAGAAACUCAUGUUGCAUCUGAAUACCGGGGGCAUGCGUCAUUUCAUCGAGCGAUUUCGGCCUCGCAUCAUUGAAAUGGCUACCCGGGAUUCUGAACCUGACGUGAGAGCUGCUGUGGUUGAAUUGAUGGAUUUGAUCCGACAAGCUGGCAUGUUGGAGCCCAACGAUAUUGAUACUGUUGGAAAAUUGAUAUUCGAUUCCGAGCCUAAAGUCCGAAAUGCAAUUGUGGGAUUUUUCGCCGAGAACAUCAAUGAUUUCUACGAUUCUAAGGUGGAGGAGCUUGGAGGAGAGGAAGCAAUCGAGGAUCUGUUGGCCACCGAUGAUGAUGAAGAGUACGAUACACCUCGCGCCGGUUGGAUCAGGUUAAAAUGUCUUGUCGAAAGUCUACUGAGUUACGAUAACCAAGACGAAGACUCUAUGCCCGAUCAGCUUUCACUCGAUCUCAUAGACAUCCACGGCUUGGAGUCGAGGUUCACUCUUGCGGCGCAGGCUCUUUACGAAAGGAUUCCCGUUCUCAAAGACUGGGAGGUACUGGCAGGCUAUCUAUUGUAUGACCAUACAUCUGCGGACACCGACAACGAAGCCGAAAAUACUAUUAGAGCCAGCUUCAAGCCUAGUGAGCAGGAGGAACGCGUUCUCUUGGAGAUUCUGAACGCCGUGGUCAAAGUCGGCUUGGCCCACAUUGACCAGAAGGCAAAAGUCAGGAGCAACACCGCAAAGGCGGAGGCCAAAGAAGAAAAGGAGAAUGCUGCUCGCCGGCUAGCUGGUCUCAUUCCACGCUUACUCAAGAAAUACGGAGCAGAUCCUAGGACGGUGACAAUUGUUCUCCGUCUAGAACAUGUUUUGGAUCUGAGCGUCUUCCAAGAGUUACGACAAAACACCACUGCCUACUCCCAGAUGCUUGACGAGAUCAGCGCUCAGUUCAAUGGACAUGCGGACAAGGGUGUCCUGAGCGAAGCAGUUGCUGCUUUCCUCCAUGCCCGAGGACACGAGGAGCUCGAGGAGAUCGCCGAAAGCAAGAUCCUCUCGCUCUGGGACGACACCGCGAAUUCUCUGAGAAAGAUCAACAAGGCAGGCGAUGUUACUGUUCGAGGGAGUCUCUCGGAUAGACUACUGACCGAGCUAUCCCAUAACCUUGCGCGACUUGAGCAGCUAUCCACCAUAGCCACCUCAGUGGAAGUCUUGGAAGAGCCUUCGACGACGAGUAGCGAGCCAUUGCCCAUAGUCAUUCUCCUUGAUAUCAUUGCCAGAGGUGUCUUUGAGGCUCCCAAUGAAGACGAGGAGAUUGACUCUCAAGAGGAUGAGAUUGUUUUAUCUGCCAUCAAGUCGGCCAUGUUCUUCUUCAUGUGGAAGAUACGAGCAUUAUCCAACGCACUUACUGGCGGCGACGAGGUUCCUGACAUCGAGAUUGAUAAUCUACGAGAGUGGCGAGACAUAUACAUCAACAAUCUGACUGCUGCUUUUUCCUCCCGAUCAACUCUCGAUCUAGUUCGUUUGGUCGGAGCUGGCUCCCUUCUCGAUGCUCACAUUCUGUUCGCUACGGUCAGGUCGAUCGAGAUCCCUGAGAAGGCCGACCCGGACAACGAUGAGCAACAUUACCUGACACUUUUUCAACAUAUCUCACCUGAAGUCCAUCACGAGCUAGUUGCCAUCUUCGAUUCGUUGGAGAAGCAAUUUGCCAAGAAGUCCAAGAAGAGACUAGCCGCGCCUGGCGACGACGAGGAUCCGGAAGAUGUCGAUGACGAGACCGAAGAAGAGGAAGAGGAAGUUACAGAUCUCGAGCGACGAGCUGAGGCACUAUCAGCCGAGAAGGACCUCUGCGAACUGACAGGCAAGCUUGUCAUGGCUAUCCGCGCCAGAGUUAUCGACGACCAAGGCAAGUUGAAAGGAAAACUGCGUUCGCGCCUCCUUCGGAACAAAGCCAACCUAGGUCCAAAUUUCAAGGAAAUCUUGACAUAUAUUGACGAGCCGAAGCCGAAGGCUAAGAAGGGUCAUCCGAGCAAGGCAAAGCCGGCGGCGAGUGACGCAAAGAAAGGUACGCUGAGCAAAGAAUUCGUCGAGGAAGACGAGGAGGAAGAGGAAGACCCCUUCGCAGAUGCACAACCCGAAGAAGGGACAAUCGAGGAUCUGCGUCGGCGCGAGCUCUUGGAAGACGACCCCGAAGACCCCGUCGAAGCCAACGGCAACAGCGAUGCGGCCGGCGGUGCGGAAGAGGAUGAAGACGAGGACGAGAUUAUGGGAGAUUGA
This is a messenger RNA of Drepanopeziza brunnea f. sp. 'multigermtubi' MB_m1, 3525 nucleotides long. RefSeq lists its product as uncharacterized. Gene Ontology annotation, cellular component: nucleus; chromatin; cohesin complex. Gene Ontology annotation, molecular function: chromatin binding. NCBI's taxonomy places the organism in Eukaryota, Fungi, Ascomycota, Leotiomycetes, Helotiales, Drepanopezizaceae. The record is from RefSeq and is a predicted model, not a curated record. Gene Ontology annotation, biological process: sister chromatid cohesion.